AUGCUUCUCACUAUGACUUGGGCAGCUGAGAAUGGCGCAACGGGUGUUGAGCUCGACCUUGAAUUUACUUCAGAUGGUGUUCCCAUUCUAAUGCAUGAUGAAACAGUAGAAAGGACAACUGAUGGGACUGGAAGAUUGUGUGACUUGACUUUUGAUGAAAUUAGGAAGCUUAAUCCAUCUGCAAAACACAGACUACGGAGCAAAUUCCAGGGGGAGAAGGUGCCAACUCUGAGAGAAGCUGUUGUGGAGUCUAUGCACCAUAAUCUUACAAUCUACUUUGAUGUCAAAGGCCAUGCAGAUCAGGCAGUUGACGCUCUAAAACAACUCUACCUGGAAUUUCCACGUUUGUACAACACCAGCAUAGUCUGUUCCUUCAUGCCAGAUGUUGUUUAUAAGAUGAGACAAGCUGACAGGAAUGUUGUAACAGCACUAACACACAGGCCUUGGCAUCUGAGCCAUUUUGGAGAUGGGACACCCCGUUUCAGUUCCCCCUGGAAACAUUAUUUGUAUAUGACGAUGGAUGUCAUUAUAGAUUGGAGCCUACACAGUUUCUUGUGGCAAUUGUGUGGGGUUUCAGCUUUCCUCAUACAGAAGAAUUUUGUUUCUCAAGAGUAUGUGAGGCACUGGUCUUCAAAAGGAAUUCAAGUGGUUGCCUGGACAGUAAACACAUUUGCAGAAAAAAGCUACUAUGAAACUGUCCUUGAAUCCAGCUACAUCACUGACAGCUUGGUGGAAGACUGUGAUCCUCAUUACUAGACCUCUACUUUGUCUAAAUAAAAGCAAGUAAGCUUUCUUACUUGGGCAGGUCUGCAUCCACAAGAGAGA
Merops nubicus (carmine bee-eater) is the source of this 825-nucleotide messenger RNA. RefSeq names its product glycerophosphodiester phosphodiesterase 1 (gene GDE1). Gene Ontology annotation, molecular function: phosphoric diester hydrolase activity. The record is from RefSeq and is a predicted model, not a curated record. Lineage: Eukaryota; Metazoa; Chordata; Aves; Coraciiformes; Meropidae. The transcript is spliced from 6 exons. Gene Ontology annotation, biological process: lipid metabolic process. The coding region runs from base 1 to 756 and encodes 251 amino acids.